CGUUUUUUGUGCCUUCGCAGGCUCUCCGGCACGCCCACGGGUGCUGUAGACGCCUCUCCAAUUGCCAGCGACCCUUCAGCUGCUCGGCGGCUGCAUGCGCAUCACUCAUCAGCCUGUAGAUCUCAGAUCCAGCACUACCACGAGCGUCGUCGUCCAGCAGAGACCUCCCUCCUACUCGGCGCGCGUCGCCACCAGGACCGCCAGUUUGUGUGUGAUCUGAUUCAUCUGUCGUGCUGCGGUGAGUGGUGUUGGUUGCUACUGCGAUGGACGGGCAGCCGAUGGAUGUGGACGACACGACUCCCGGGGGAGCCGCCUCGAAGCGAGUCAAGCUGUACGAGCUGGAUGCCGACUCGGGGGCAUGGAAGGACAGGGGAACCGGACACGUCAUCUGUGACACCUACGGACGGGUGAGCUGAGGGAGGUGGUGAGGGGGGUGAAAGCAGACAGACAGACAGCAGCAAGGAAGGAAGGACAGUGAGGGCAGAGAGGCGCACGGGGUGAUUGAUUGCAUCGAGACGAGUUGGUGCAUGUUGCUGUUGCUUUUGUUGAUGGCACUGUCGUCAUGUGUGUUGUGUGUGUUGUGUGAUGGUUCGAUCUGUGUGUGCAGGAGUUUAAGAUAACGGUCAAGGGCGAGGAGCAGGGCAACCUCCUACUCAACUCCAUCGUCGACGAGUCGCACAACUACACACACCAGAAAGGUGCAGUGCAGACACACACACGCACACACACACACGCUGUGGACUCAGGAUCCUCUCAUGGCCCGUACUUGUUCCAUGCGUGUGUGUGUGUGUUUGCCUCAGACACGAUCAUCACGUGGCAGGAGCCGAAGCGUACGGGGGGUGCGGACGCCUACCAGGCCCUCUCCUUCCAGCAACCGGCGGGCUGUCACGAAGUCUGGUACGCGACAGGGGGGGCCAGCAUAUGGGCGACAGAACGAGUGUGGAUGUGGUCGUACUCACUGUGGCUGGCUAUGCUGCGUGUGGUGCAGGAGUUUCAUCCAGCGGGCAAUCCAGCCCCACUCACACCCAGGUACAGACAGAAAGACAUGGUGGAGGCCAGGCCAUGGAGCACACUCACGCAGCCAACAGGUAGGUGUCGGUUGUGAGCUCCUUUCUUCUCCCUCCCAGACGCAUCCCACACGGUGCCGUUGAGCGUGUUGCCCCUACCCUCCCUCGACACACUCAACGAGAUAUGCAACCACCUCGAGAACGACGUAAGAUAAGAACAACGGCCCACUUGCCGACGGACAGUGCACAGAGGGGCGAACACAUGCAUCUAUCUGUGUGUGCCGUGUGUGUGCAGGUGGCAUUCCAGGCCAAGCGCGAGCAGGUCAUCGGCGACUGCAUGAACGCGGUACACACAUGCAGGCCGAUAGCAUCCUCUAUGUAGCUAUCGGCCUCUCUCUCUCUCUCUCUGUGUGUGUGUGUCUGUGUGUAGACGUUUCUGGACAAGCUGUACCGUGUGUUUGAGGACGCCGAGGACCUGGAACUGAGGGACAAGCUCACCACUCUGUGGCACAUCGUCAAGAAAAUGGGUAUGCUCGUCCGUCCGACCGCCAGUCCGUCCACAGAACACCCACUCAGAGGCCCCUCCCUGUGUGUGUCUGUCGGUGUGUAUGGUGUCGAUCAGUGAUGACCUGUUCGAAGGAGUUGAUUAACCUGCUGCUCGACGACGAACACUACGAGAAGACCUUCGGCAUCCUAGAACGUACGCACACAGACAGACAGACAGACAAGGGCCACCCACCUCGACACACCACUCACUCCUCUUGUGUGUGCGGUGCGGCUGUGUGUUGCCUUGCCUCCCUCUCUUCUCUCAGACGACGAGGGCAUCCCGGACGACAGGCGCAUCCGGCAUAGGUCCUACAUCAAGGACAACUGCCACCUGGUCGAGGUAGCUAGCCCAACAAACCACAUCACAUCACAUUACAUCACAGGGAGGACACGCACAGACCUACCUAAGUACUGUGCGGAUGGAUUUGUGUGUGUGUGUGUGUAAUGAAUGUGUGCAGCCGGUGCAGAUCGCCGACAACGAGUUCCGGAAGCAAAUCCACCUACACUUCAGGCUGUGCUACCUGAAGGUAGGUAGCUAUACACACCAAACAGCCGAGGGAGGGAGGGGGAGAGAGACCGCUGCCAGGCACACUGAUGGACAAAUGAGGCGCCGUGUGUGUAUGUGUGUAUGUGUGUGUGUGUGUGUGUGAGUGCAGGAUGUGGCUUUGGCUCGAGUGCUGGACGACCAGUGCCUGGCCAUCAUAUCCAACGUCAGUCAACCCACACCACACCACACCACACCAUCAAGCACUACACAUCCUCAUGUCUGUGUGUCUGUUUGUCUGUGUGUGUGUCAGCUGGCCGGUCAGCAGCAGCUGGAUCUGUUGGCGCAGAGCAUCGACGACUCAAAGGGACACCUAGCUGAAAUAUUCAAGUGAAGGACCGAUCAACACACCGAGACACAAAGAAAGAAACCCCGAUACGAUACGAGGACGGACGUGCCUCUCCCUGUGUGUGCAUCAGGGCGUUGCCAGACAACUACGACGCGUUGCUGUGGAUCAACUCGCUGGUGGCCAUGUGCCGGCAGAUGAUGCCCAACGAGAAGAGCCAGCUGUUCAACGCCCUCAACCAGAGACACAUCUUCGAGGCCCUCGAGGAGUACCUCCGCAAGUCGUGCAACGGAUACCAACAGUGGGAGCGACUCAUGGCGCUGGAGGCCAAGACCAGGGAGGACCAGCAGAGGGACCACACCGGACAGCCACACCCACUUAGUAGUGGACAGGGGGUGACGGACGGCAACGCCGCAGCGGGAAGCGCCAAAACCGACGAACAACACAGUAGUGGACAGGUGGGCGAGAGAGAGAGGGAGAGAGGGAGGGAGAGGUCUUGAUGGAUGUCCUGGAGCAAUCUGCUCCUUUGUUUGGUGCCUCAGAUGUCGGUCAACGGUACGCCCCCUGCGGCAGCAGCAGCUGCCGCUGCCGCUGGUGGUGGUGGUGGCGCUUCGUCACCACCCAUGCCCGUGUCGAAGCUGACGUACGGCGCCGCCCCCCACCCGACGGUUGCGCAUGUGCUGCAGCGGCCGUCCACCAAUCCUGUGUCGGCCGCUGUGGAGAUCAUCCAGGCGGCCGUCACAGCCAUGCCCGGACUCUACCGAAACUUCCUCAAACAAAGGUCAGAGGGACGAAGGUUUGCCGAUACGGAUGCAGUGUGAUGUCUUGUGUGUGUGCAGGUCUGCGUCAAGUGGUCAGGCGAUGGUGGGCGGCGGCGGUCGUACUUCGAUGGAGACCGACACCGACUCGUUCGCCCUCCUGUGCCGGCUGAUGAUUGAGAACCAGGACCAGGGCAUACAGUCACAGGUAGGGAACUCACAGACAGACAGACAGACAGACAGGUACACACGCAACCAGGGUGUGUUCUGAUGCGGUGCAGCUGGGUGAGGUGCUUCGUCACGUGCUCGACACGUCCAACAUGGAGCAGCCCGAGAAGGUACGCAGGUCCCCACCUGCCAUGCCACGUGGCACGUGUCAUCAAGCUUGUGUGUAUGUGUUGUGUUGCAGGACGACUUCCUGACGUUGUUCUACGAGAAGGGCGUCAUGGAGGUCCUCAUCGAGCCCAUCCUCAGACCAAAGACGCACUUCCACACACAAAGUCAGUGAGCCGCGCACUCUUAACUGACUGACGCACAGGGAGGGGUACCACCACACACACCACCCACACCCACGGUGUUUGUGGCACCAGGUGAGGAGGAGAACUACGUGUUUGCCAAGCAGCAGAUCUGCGAGAUCCUUGCCUUCAUCGUCAAGAAGCACUCGUAAGUGACAGAGCAACCAACGCAAUGACUUGUCAUUCGUCGUCAUCGUGUGGUGUGGUGUGUGUGGUGUGUGUGUCAGUUACCGCAUCAAGUACUACAUCUUGCGUGUGGAUCUGGCCAAGAAGGUGAUGCAGCUCGCCAAGGCCAGGGAGAAACACCUCGUACUCGCCGCCAUACGAUUCAUCAGGGCCAUCGUAGACACCAAGGCAACCAAACCACACAGACGCCAGAACCAAGGAGGGCAAGGAGGAGUGUGUGUGUGUAUGUGCGUGUGUGUGGGUGGGUGGGUCAGGAUGCGUUCUACUACCGAUAUUUCGCCAAGAACGACGUGCUGCGGCCCAUGAUGGAGCUACUCAGGGUACCUAGACACACACAGACAUGUCAGUCAGACGGGACGCGCACCUGUGUGUUUGUGACGACGUGGUGGUGGUGUCAGGACCAGGGCGGUUUGUCGCGGUUCAGUGGGGGGAUGGGCAACCUGCUCGAGUCGGCCAUCCUGGAGCUCUUCAAGUUCAUCCACUGCUCCAACCCCCCCAUCAAGGAACUCAUCACAUACCUCGUAUGUGCGCACAGACACACACACACACACAGACAGAGACCAUGUUAUGUUGUCGGCACACGGGGAUGCCAUCCACAUGUCAUGGGCUGGUGUGUAUGUUGGUGGGGUGUGUGUGUGUAGGGGUCUCAAUAUGAGGACCUGUUGAAGCAGCUGGCCGACCGCGCCAAGCUGACCGGCAACACCAAGAUAUACGAGGUGCGGGGCGUGUGUGACGAGAGGAAGAGAACACGGGACGGGCCUGGUGCUGCAUACCCACGUCUGUCUGUCCGUAUGUCUGCCUGCACUCACUUUCUGCAGCAACUGUUGAUUGACUGGGAGAAGUGCAAGGAGGUCGAGGAGUUCCCACCCAAGACACACCCGCUGGGGCGCGACACAUCAGCCAUGGACAGAGACAGCGACUCAAUCAGCUCAAGACGACUCGUACGUCACCUACGCACACCAAACCAAAACAACCAUCACACACAAGUUGUUCUGUCAUGUUGUCAGGCGCGCGAGGACGAGGAGCAGGACGCUUGGCUGGAGCAGGACGACGAGGACGUCCAGAGCCCCAACCAGCCCAACAUAGAGGGGCCCAUCGUGGAGGGCCAACCCGAGCAAGAACCCGAGAUCACCACCGGCACAGCAGCAGCCGCAGCUGCCGCCUCAUCCCCGCCCCAGCAGCCACCUUCUGGCGAGUCGGCCGAGGUCAUGAAUGUGUCGCCUCCAUCGCCCUCGCAGAGCAUCAUGAGGACCGGUAUGGGGCUGGGUGCGGCCAAGAGGGGGCCGCCACAGGUCCCGCCCAUGCCACUGCAGCAGCAGCAGCAGCAGCAGAGGCCGGAACGGACCAUCGCCGGCAGCAAAGAUGCACUGCGGUACGCACACACAUGCUACCAACGAAGGGGGGGCAGAACGCGCCAACAGGUCUAUCUAAAUGGAUGUCGUGUGCUGUGCGUGGUCUGCCUGCUGUGGGCUCCUCCCUCAGUGCUGCGAUGAGUGACUACGACGACGAUGAUGAGGAGGCCCAGGCCCCCCCGGCCUCUCCCCCCUCCCACCCACAGCCCCUCUCCACCGCCCCCGAGGGCCCACCCGUCACCUCACCACAGCCACCCGCUGCCGCACCCACACGACUCGAAAACGUAUUCGCCACGGGCGGCGGCCCGGCCGGCAGCCGGUCGCCCAUCUCCCGAGGCGCCAGUGCAGUGGCCAGGAGGGGUGCUGGUGUGAUAACGAUGAAGAUCUCCUCCCAUCGCAGGAUCAGCGGUGAGGGAGGUCAGGGGCAGCAGCCGGGGGGUACUGCUGGUGCUGGGGGGCUGGCGAAUGGUGUGGAGGGGAGGGAGGGGGCCAAUGGCAGCGGGCCCAUGGCGCAGGACACCGACCAGAGAGACCAGAGCCAACAGCCACAGGUCAGAUAGACAGACGCCAAGAGAGGAGCCAAAACACCACAGCUAAGUGUCCUAAAUGUCCAUUGUCUUCUUGUGUGCUGUUGUCGCUUUCAGGCGGUUUCCCCUGGUCUGUCGCUGCCGGCAGGUGCCACAGUAGCCGCCGCCGGCGACGCACCACUUGCCGCCCAGGAGGACACGUCGAUGCACAGCCCUCCCCGCGCAGCCAUAGAGGAGGUAGGGGCGGGGCUGCAGGCGGCGGACACCGACCAAUCGCAGCCGCACCACAUCAAGAAGAAGCUCCGGCUCGAAGGAGGCAAGGAAUGAAGGACGCGACAGAAACAUGAAUGAAUGGAAUGUACACUACGCGAGCCAGAAACUAGCGAGGCAGGCCCUGUUCGUUGCUGGCUGACUGACUGGAUAGCUUUCUGAUAGCAGGCAGGCCAGCCGAUGCGCCACCCAAACGGCCGGCGCCUGAAAUCGUGUUGGCCUCGUUGUACAGACGUUACGCAGGAGGACAGGGCGAGGGAGAGAGCCGGGGGCUGCAUAAGCGGGUGGGUGCUUCUUUGCUUGCGUGCGCGCCAGCCAGCCUCUGCUUCUCUGUUUGUCUGUCCGUGGUGUGCACUGGUCCUGUCCUGCUUUUGAAGCAUCUCGGUUUAAGUGUAUGGUAUGCGAGUCCAGCCAGCCUUCGGUGACCCUUCCUUUCUUGCGGCGUGUGGUGGUAGAUGAGAGUGUGCAAACCAGCCAGCCCCGUCCAGGCAGCAUGCUGCAGUGUCAGAAGCGCCUCUGGGAUCGUGCAAUGUUUCCUGGACAGGACAGGAUGGGUGUGUGUUUCUCAUCGAUCACACAGAGAGAGGUCCGUCUGCCAGCUCACUGUAUGUACCAGCCCAGCUUUGUGUGGUGCCUUUCUGUCUGUCUGAGGGAGACAGCAAGCAGGCCUGCAGAUCUCGCCAUUGACAUCAGUGAGGGUGUAGGUGCAACCAAACUCGCUAGAGCAGACUUGGCUGCGUACGCCCUUCAUGGAGGAUGCCUGGCGAGACGUGCAUGCGCUGCGACUCCCAUUGCAAGACAAUUAUCCAUCGAAUUCCUCACCCUACUUGAGAUAUGAAUACCCUACGAACCCCCUGCUGCUGAGAGUGGCGGG
This is a messenger RNA of Vitrella brassicaformis, 6865 nucleotides long. The record is from the annotation of a GenBank genome assembly. Lineage: Eukaryota; Vitrellaceae.